Molecule: messenger RNA, 2223 nt
Organism: Phacochoerus africanus (Common warthog)
Lineage: Eukaryota; Metazoa; Chordata; Mammalia; Artiodactyla; Suidae
Gene: XRCC6
Product: X-ray repair cross complementing 6
Exons: 13
Coding region: 185-2008 (607 amino acids)
Biological process (GO): cellular response to X-ray; cellular response to gamma radiation; telomere maintenance
Cellular component (GO): nucleus; Ku70:Ku80 complex
Molecular function (GO): telomeric repeat DNA binding; damaged DNA binding; DNA helicase activity
Source: RefSeq, a predicted model, not a curated record
GUUGCUCGCUGGUUGGGGCUGGCUUCGUCCUGCUUUGCCCACUCAGCCUUGCGCAUCCCAGUAGCCUCUCCGCGGGUGUCAGCCAGAAGUGUGGGGACUCGAGGCGUGGAGACAGCUUCUCUGAUUCCCUUUCCUUCCUCCGGGGGGGAGACAGCACCCGGUGUUGGAGUGAGCAGUAACCAACAUGUCAGGGUGGGAGUCUUAUUACAAAAACCAGGGCGAUGAAGAAGAAGAAGAGGAGGAGGGCCGUGAAACGGGUGAAGAUUAUAGAUGUUCAGGAAGAGAUAGUUUGAUUUUUUUGGUUGAUGCUUCUAGAGCCAUGUUUGAAUCUCAGGAUGAAGAUGAAUUGACUCCUUUUGACAUGAGCAUCCAGUGUGUCCAGAGCGUGUACACCAAUAAGAUCAUAAGCAGUGAUCGCGAUCUCUUGGCAGUGGUGUUCUAUGGUACCAAGAAGGAGAAAAACUCAGUGAAUUUCAAAAAUAUCUACGUCCUACAGGAAUUGGAUAGUCCAGGUGCUAAACGAGUGCAAGAGCUGGAUCGGUUUAAGGGGCAGGAGGGGACGAAGUAUUUCCAAGACCUGCUUGGCCAUGGAUCUGACUACUCACUAAGUGAGGUGCUGUGGGUCUGUGCCAACCUCUUCAGUGACGUCCAGGUCAAGAUGAGCCAUAAGAGGAUCAUGCUUUUCACCAAUGACGACGACCCCCACGGCAAUGACAGUGCCAAAGCCAGCCGGGCCAGGACCAAAGCUGGGGACCUCCGUGACACAGGUAUCUUCCUGGACUUGAUGCACCUGAAGAAGCCUGGGGGCUUUGACAUAUCCUUGUUCUACAGAGAUAUCAUCAGUGUGGCAGAGGAUGAGGACAUAGGGGUUCACUUUCAGGAGUCGCACAAGCUCGAGGACCUAUUGAGGAAGGUCCGUGCCAAGGAGACCAGGAAGCGUGUGCUCCACAGGUUGAAACUUAAGCUCAGCAAAGAUGUAGCACUCACUGUCGGUAUUUACAAUUUGGUCCAGAAGGCUUACAGACCUUUCCCGGUGAGGCUUUAUCGGGAAACAAAUGAACCGGUGAAAACCAAGACCCGGACAUUUAAUGUAAACACAGGCAGUUUGCUUUUGCCUAGCGACACCAAGAGGUCUCAGACCUAUGGGAAUCGUCAGAUUGUAUUAGAGAAAGAAGAAACAGAAAUGCUGAAACGGUUCGAUGAACCGGGUUUGAUUCUCAUCGGUUUCAAGCCCUUGGGAAUGCUGAAGAGGCAUCAUUACCUGAGGCCCUCGCUGUUCGUGUACCCCGAGGAGUCCCUGGUGAAUGGGAGCUCAACCCUGUUCACUGCUCUGCUCACCAAGUGUCUGGAGAAGGAGGUCAUGGCAGUGUGCAGAUAUACACCCCGCAAGAACCUCCCCCCGUAUUUUGUGGCCCUGAUGCCACAGGAAGAGGAGCUGGAUGACCAGAAAGUUCAGGUGACUCCUCCAGGCUUCCAGCUCGUCUUCUUGCCCUAUGCUGAUGACAAACGGAAGGUGCCCUUUACUGAAAAAAUCAUGGCAAACCCAGAGCAGGUGGACAAGAUGAAGGCAAUUGUUCAGAAGCUCCGCUUUAAGUACAGAAGUGACAGCUUUGAGAACCCAGUGCUGCAGCAACACUUCAGGAACAUGGAGGCCUUGGCUUUGGAUUUGAUGGAGCCUGAACAAGCAGUGGAUCUGACAUUGCCCAAGGCUGAGGCAAUGGCUAAAAGGCUGGGCUCCCUGGUGGAUGAGUUUAAGGAACUGGUCUACCCACCAGAUUACAAUCCCGAGGGAAAGGCUCCUAAGCGAAAACAAGACUAUGAAAGCUCUAGAAGCAAAAGGCCCAAGGUGGAGUUAUCUGAAGAGGAGCUGAAGGUCCACGUCAGCGAGGGCACGCUAAGGAAGCUUACUGUGCCCACCCUAAAGGAAGCCUGCAGGGUACAUGGGGUGAAGGGCGGGAUGAAGAAGCAGGAGCUGCUGGAUGCUCUCACCAAGCACUUCCAGGACUGACCGGAGACCCUACAGCCAGUCACCCGUCCACGCUGUAGCCAGCCUGCCCGCUUUCGUUUUUCUCAAGUAAAUCAUGUUUCUCCUGAGCCAGGAAGAGUACCUGGCAGAAGCCAAGGACUUUUACUUUAUGAGACUUCCUGUUGCCAUGGAGACAGCGUAGCCCUCCCCCUUUGCUGUGCCUUACUCUGCUGUCUGAAUAAAGAAUCCUAACUUUG